GUUCAACCGGUUAGAACACUAACGUGAGCCACUCAAAGUGUAUCAUUUUGUCAAACGAAGAGAAAGACACCGAUUUUCAAUAUCAUCGCCGUCUCGGAUGGCCGCCGCAUUAUCACCGUCAUUUACUCUCCGGCUAAAACCAUUAUCAACGAUCUGCUUCGUCUCCGCUUAUCGCCGAUCAAAGCCAUGGGACUUCACACUUAAUCCUAAAUCUUUAACCCCCUACCUUACCCAUCCGCAAAAGUUCGUCCGUUGCUGUUCUUUUCCAUCUGAAUUACCACGUAAAACAUCACCCUUUUCUCCAUCCGAACGCCGGUCUUUCAGUAACUUGGUUGCCGGAGCUCUUUCAUCCAGCGAGACAGUAGAGACUCCGGGGGUCAGUGAUAGAGUUGGCGAGUUCCGUAAAAGGUUGAAGAUUGUAGAUAUAAAGAGUGGGCCUGACGAGGGUUUGGACCGAUUGGGGCAGACUAUUGUUGUUAAAGGUUGGGUUCGGACACUUCGCGUUCAAAGCAGUGUCACAUUCGUUGAGGUUAAUGAUGGUUCAUGUCUUUCAAAUAUCCAAUGCGUUAUGAGCUCAGAAUCUGAAGGUUAUCAUCAGGUUGAGGAUGGCUUGCUUGCAACUGGUGCAUCUGUACGCAUACGAGGAACACUAGUACCUAGCCAGGGAUCGAAGCAGAAAGUUGAAUUGAAGGUGGAAAAGCUCGAAACGAUUGGUACAUGUGAUUCAUCCUUCCCCAUCCAAAAGAAAAGAGUCAGCAGAGAAUUCUUGAGAAGUAAGGCCCAUCUUCGUCCAAGAACAAACACUUUUGGUGCGGUUGCAAGGGUGAGGAAUGCUUUAUCCUAUGCUACACAUAAAUUUUUUCAAGAAAAUGGAUUUGUUUGGAUCUCAAGUCCUAUCAUUACUGCAUCAGAUUGUGAAGGAGCCGGUGAAAUGUUUUGUGUCACUACUUUGAUCCCCACCUCUCAAGAACAUGCUAAUAAUCCCAUUGAUGCUAUUCCUAAGACAAGUGAUGGUUUUGUGGAUUGGUCACAGGAUUUCUUUGGGAAGCGGGCUUUCUUAACGGUCUCAGGUCAGCUUAGUGCUGAAACAUAUGCUACUGCUCUUACAGAUGUUUAUACAUUUGGACCCACCUUCAGAGCGGAAAAUUCCAACACUGCCAGACAUUUGGCUGAAUUCUGGAUGAUUGAACCUGAACUUGCAUUUGCUGAUCUUAAUGAUGACAUGGCCUGUGCCACUGCCUAUCUCCAGUAUGUAGUGAAAUAUAUCUUAGAAAACUGCAAGGAGGACAUGGAAUUUUUCGAUACUUGGAUUGAGAAGGGAAUUAUCAACCGACUAAACGAUGUUGUAGAGAAGAAGUUUGUGCAGUUGACAUAUACAGAUGCCGUUGAACUACUCUUAAAAGCAAAUAAAAAAUUUGAAUUUCCGGUGAAAUGGGGAUGUGACUUGCAAAGCGAGCAUGAACGCUAUAUAACUGAACAAGCUUUCAAAGGAUGUCCAGUUAUAAUAAGAGAUUACCCCAAGGACAUAAAGGCAUUUUAUAUGAGGGAAAACGAUGAUGGGAAGACAGUAGCCGCCAUGGAUUUGUUGGUUCCUCGGAUUGGUGAGCUUAUUGGUGGAAGCCAAAGAGAAGAACGAUUAGGAUAUCUGGAAAAUCGACUGGAUGAAUUAAAGCUUGAUAAAGAAAACUAUUGGUGGUAUCUGGAUUUGCGGAGAUAUGGUUCAGUUCCUCAUGCAGGAUUUGGAUUGGGAUUUGAAAGACUUGUGCAAUUUGCAACAGGUAUAGAGAAUAUAAGAGAUGCAAUACCAUUCCCUCGUGCACCCGGUUCAGCUGAAUUUUAAUGUAAAUGACGAUCAUUUGCCCCGGUUAUGCACCUGGUUCAACUGCCCUAACCCUUCGGUUAAUGACAUUUGAUUUAUAUAUGAUUUUGUUUUAAGAUGAAUAAUGACAUUUAUAUUUGAUUUGAUUUGAUUUUUUCCCAUGAAUGGAAAACUAAUCAUGUGCCAAUUACAAGUUUUGGAAGAGAAGUUUUGGUU
Messenger RNA from Impatiens glandulifera, 2035 nucleotides. RefSeq names its product asparagine--tRNA ligase, chloroplastic/mitochondrial. Lineage: Eukaryota; Viridiplantae; Streptophyta; Magnoliopsida; Ericales; Balsaminaceae. The transcript has 15 exons. The coding region runs from base 98 to 1840 and encodes 580 amino acids. Gene Ontology annotation, molecular function: nucleic acid binding; asparagine-tRNA ligase activity; ATP binding. Gene Ontology annotation, biological process: asparaginyl-tRNA aminoacylation. Gene Ontology annotation, cellular component: mitochondrion. The record is from RefSeq and is a predicted model, not a curated record.